This is a messenger RNA of Neurospora hispaniola, 639 nucleotides long. RefSeq lists its product as uncharacterized. NCBI's taxonomy places the organism in Eukaryota, Fungi, Ascomycota, Sordariomycetes, Sordariales, Sordariaceae. The record is from RefSeq and is a predicted model, not a curated record. The transcript is spliced from 2 exons. Bases 1 to 639 code for a protein of 212 amino acids.
AUGACUGAACGUGCGCAAAAAGACUUUCUUCUUUCUUUCGUUCAUUGCAACCUAGCAACCCCCGGAAAUCCGCCCCAGCUCAAUCUACGUUUCACUUCAGUUCAGUUUCAUCUGAGUAACACUUCAGAUUCCAUCCAACUCAACAUUCUUAAUCGCUCACCGACUGGUGACUGGAACAAAAAGACGCAGUCCCGUCGGCAGUCUAGCGACCCAACAUCAGGCCGUGGUCAAUACCCAUUACCUCAGUACCUUACUUACCUCUUGGUAAUCUACUACCAUCAAGAGUUACUAGUGCCAGCCAAGGUGGAAGCUACCUACCUAGAGGCUAAAAAGGCGGGACUCCAGCUCGCGCUCUUGUUGGGUCAUUCAGGUUGUUGCCCACCAAGACAUUGUGCAGGUGUUGGGCUUCAAGUGUCAUCCAUAUCACGUCCCGUCAGCCAGCUACAACUGCCCAUCAUCGUCGUCAUCAUCGUCAAGCACCCCAGGGUUAUCGUCCGUCCGGCGCAUGUACACAUCGACUCUGGCCUCUGGUACGAACUGCAGCCACGAAGCUUCGACCAACCGCGACCGCCCAAACCGACUCCGUCAACUGCCCGAUCGUCCGAACCCUCAAACCAGCUACAGGCAACUCGACCGUGA